GAAGGCAGGAGAGCAGACUGUUUCCAAACAGUGCCGGAAAAUUGGUAAGGACGGAAGAUUUAGAAAGAGGAAACAUGGGUCAAGGACAGAAAGGUAAAGAUGGCGGGAAGAGGAGAGAAGAUAGCCCAGGACCGGACGACGGCCAUAAGUGCAGAGUGUGUCGUUUCCCUCUGCUGGUGGCCCUGCUUCAGCUGCUCCUGGGGGUGGCCGUCACUGUUGUGGCCUUCCUCACGUUGGCCAUCAGCCCCUCGCUGCUGGCCAGGGAGACGCCACACUGGGCUGGGAUCAUUCUGUGCUUGGUUUCCAUUGUGGGCUUCAUCCUGUACUGCGUCACUUAUCACCCAGAUGAGCGCUCGUCUGUGCAGUUCAUCGUCAAGCUGCUGUACUUCGCUCUGUGCGCCAUCGGCCUGGUCGUUUCUGUGCUGGUGGCGUCCUUCGCCGGCUAUCACCACGCUCAGACCAGCAGCUUCAGCUGUCUGCCAGCCGCCGAGGACUGCCUGUGCACUUUGGAGCCACACGACCCGAUCGCUCGCACCUUCACCUACGAAGGAGUGGGCGACUGCCAGGAGGUCACCGAGACGCUGACGCUGUACCACUUGCUGCAGAUUGUGCUGAACCUGGUUCAGGCGUUGGUCUGUGCUGUGGGCGCCUUCCUCAUGUGGAAGCACCGCUACCAGGUCUUCUUUGCCGGUCUGCAGAUCGCAAACUUCCGGCAGUGGCACAAGGUGUAACGUGGUGACGCGGUGGACACGCCCCCUUUUUUGCUAUCUACCUUGUGUGGUUGUUGUUGUAAUUACAAUAAUAUGAUAUUG
Molecule: messenger RNA, 812 nt
Organism: Nerophis lumbriciformis (worm pipefish)
Lineage: Eukaryota; Metazoa; Chordata; Actinopteri; Syngnathiformes; Syngnathidae
Gene: sspn
Product: sarcospan (Kras oncogene-associated gene)
Cellular component (GO): sarcolemma; dystrophin-associated glycoprotein complex
Source: RefSeq, a predicted model, not a curated record